Molecule: messenger RNA, 1944 nt
Organism: Entelurus aequoreus (snake pipefish)
Lineage: Eukaryota; Metazoa; Chordata; Actinopteri; Syngnathiformes; Syngnathidae
Gene: pycr1b
Product: pyrroline-5-carboxylate reductase 1b
Exons: 9
Coding region: 197-1156 (319 amino acids)
Biological process (GO): L-proline biosynthetic process
Molecular function (GO): pyrroline-5-carboxylate reductase activity
Source: RefSeq, a predicted model, not a curated record
CGGUGAUUGGCUGUCUUUGGUUGGCAUCGCCACGGUGGUUCUUCAUGUCAGGGGCGAGCCACGUUGACACAAGAAGUGGCCUUUCGUCAUUUUCCCACACCGGGAAAGUAAGUGUCACCUCGCUAGACUCCAGCUGUCAGUCCCGUGGGCGCCGGUGCCUUCAUCCGAGAAGAGAUACGUCACACCCGUUGUCAAAAUGAGCGUCGGCUUCAUUGGAGCAGGUCAGCUGGCUCAUGCAUUGGUGAAAGGAUUCUCUGCAGCAGGUGUGAUCGCUACACACAGGAUCACAGCGAGCUCCCCAGACACUGACUUGCCUACUGUGACCGGCCUGAGGAAAAUGGGAGUGAGCCUGACAACCAGUAACAAAGAGACAGUCAACAAGAGUGAUGUGCUCUUUCUGGCUGUGAAGCCUCACAUUAUCCCUUUCGUUCUGGAUGAGAUUGGCCCAGACAUCGAAGACCGCCAUCUCAUAGUGUCUUGUGCUGCAGGGGUCACCAUCAGCUCCAUUGAAAAGAAACUGCUUCAGUACCGCCCGGCUCCUAAAGUCAUGAGGUGUAUGACCAACACUCCAGUGGUGGUGAGAGAGGGAGCAACAGUCUACGCAACUGGUACUCAUGCAGAGGUGGAGGAUGGUAAGUUGCUGGAGCAGUUGAUGGCCAGUGUAGGAUACUGCACUGAGGUGGAGGAGGACCUCAUCGACGCCGUCACCGGGCUAAGCGGCAGUGGACCCGCAUAUGCGUUCACAGCACUGGAUGCACUAGCAGAUGGAGGAGUGAAGAUGGGUCUGCCAAGGAGACUCGCUGUCCGACUCGGAGCUCAGGCCCUCUUGGGAGCAGCCAAAAUGCUGCUGGACUCUGAGCAGCAUCCUGGCCAGCUGAAGGACAAUGUUUGCUCACCAGGUGGCGCUACCAUCCAUGCGCUUCAUGUCAUGGAGAGUGGGGGUUUCCGCAGCCUCCUCAUCAAUGCAGUGGAGGCCUCGUGUAUCAGGACAAAGGAGCUGCAGUUUCUGGCCGACCAGGAGCGCAUUUCCCCUGCAGCCAUUAAGAAGACCACAUUGGACAAAGUGCUGCAGCAGCCCGGCGUCACCAAUGGAAACGGCCGAUCAGGACUCAGCCUGUUCAACAAUCGAAACUCGGGCGUAAAGAAGAAGAACUGAGCGUACAUGAACACGUUUCACUUGAACACCACCACACAGAUGGACACGUCUGAAACGGACAUCAAUUGAUUCCUGCUUGGGUCCUGUGUGACAUCGGAGGUGCCGUCGCUUUUUCAGGUGUCUAUUGUGUUUAUACACACACACACACACACACACGAGUGAUCUGUGCUGCGUUUCAUGUUUUGUCACUUCGAAGGACACCAAAGAAUUUUAGCAACAUGUAUUUUACUCUUUAUUGGUAUUCUAUUUGAAUUAAGUGAACAAAGAAACAAAGUUUCAAUUGUAAAAACAACAUUUAUGCCUUUUACGCUAAGUUGUAGUCGAUUGGCACUAGCAAUUAUAAUACUACAAAUGAUAAUCCGUCCUUAUUUUGUAUUUCAAAUAGCCACUAUGGUGUUUAAACCUUGAAAACGAAAAAAUUCAAUAUGCUGAAGCAAAAACUUUGGCUUGUUUUGUUUAUUGCACGUGAAAAAUAUGUUGUAUGUUUUUGUCACAUUUCAACACAUCUGACAGUAACAUCUACAAGUUUUACGGAGAUCUUUAUCCUACUCUUGCAUUUUGCUACUUUUUCAAUUUAUUGAUCUGAAGGUUGUAAUCGAGAAGAUUGUCUUUUAAUUGAACAAUGUAUUUCCUGAAACAAACACUGAUUAAAGGGUGGUGUGUUUCUGAUGCUCUUAUUCUGCAAGGUUAUUUGCAGGCUUGCUUGUCUGCCAGGAUGAAGCAUUUCUCAGGAAAUAUUAGCUUCUCAUUGAUUCUGAUCAACUUUAAUAAAAGCCUGUUCUUUGUGA